Molecule: messenger RNA, 1975 nt
Organism: Perca fluviatilis (European perch)
Lineage: Eukaryota; Metazoa; Chordata; Actinopteri; Perciformes; Percidae
Gene: tusc2a
Product: tumor suppressor 2, mitochondrial calcium regulator a
Exons: 3
Coding region: 1011-1349 (112 amino acids)
Biological process (GO): inflammatory response; regulation of mitochondrial membrane potential
Cellular component (GO): mitochondrion
Source: RefSeq, a predicted model, not a curated record
UUCAUCGCUGCCUUGUCCAGACAGUUAUCAUUUAGCUAUUGUAGCUAGCUAACCUGCGUCAGUGGCAGAAGCUAACUGGCCAAAUAUGCAGGUAGCUAACAUUAUCGUUAGCAACAGUUAGCUAGCUAGCUACCUAUUAUUAGCCACAUUUACCUAAUAUUAAGGUGUAGCUUUUAAGAGACAUACUGUGCAUUAACUAGAUAUGCAACGACGGUUCUAGCUACGUUAAUAUGGCAAUAUAGCUGGCGUUAAGAAUCCGAUGGCUUGCGAUUAGUGUUCGGUAACUUGGUUGUAUGGCCCUGUGUGUUAGCUUCCUGUAAAGCUAAGGUAACAAUAUCGCGUUACAACAGACCGCCUCGACACUGUCCGAUUUAGUGAGCCGAUACUUUAUAAAGCUUUCAGCUAUGUUUUGGCAACAGUUGUUUUGUCAGCAUGUUUAAAUUCAGUUGCCUCUCUGAAUCAAACGGACUAAUUUAUCAUUUAUCACAUUGACAAUAGAGUUAACUGUGCAUUAAUCUAGUGUAUUAUAUCCAUUCAUCAACAAAGUAUUAGAUCCGCCUAGUUAUCAGUUACUUACUAAAAUAUGGUGCUUUACAGUUGGCAGCAGAGUUAGCUACAUACGUAUCGACAUGACUGUAGAUCUCAAAUGUCACAGAUUGCUCAUUUGCACAGAUGUCUUACAUUUUCUACUUGCACUUAAGACCUUGACCCUGAAUAACCUCCUCCUGAACCACUCUGUAUAUGUCUUGUUGUAUAUCGGUGUUUUUUGCAUGCAUCCUGGCUCCAAACCAAUUCCUCUGUAAGGGACAAUGAAGAUACUUUAACGUGACAUUUUGUAGUCACACAACUAGCUAAACACCACCAGGCAGAGAAAGACAAGUCUGAUUGGGAACGUGUUCUUUUUUUCUGCACUUUUACUUUUCAGAUCCUGGCUUUGAUAAGGAAUUGAGAGCGUAUGGCCACCAACCAGAUUGAAAUCUUUAACUGAAGACUAUGUCUUAUGUCUGAGAAUGGGUGGGAGUGGAUCCAAAGCCAAAAGUGUCUGGCCUUUCUCAGGCAGUGGAGCUGCUGGAGGGGAAUCAGCCAGUGAUGGGAACGAUCAGUCCGUGGCCCGUCUCAAAGGUUCCAGAAAUGCAACACCGUUUGUUUUUACCAGGAGAAGUUCUUUGUACUAUGACGAGGACGGUGACCUUGCCCAUGAAUUCUAUGAAGAGACGGUUGUGACAAAAAAUGGCAGAAAAAAGUCCAAGUUGAAGAGGAUCCAGAAAAAUCUGAUUCCACAGGGAGUUGUGAAGCUUGACCACCCUUGUAUACAUGUAGAUUUCCCCAUCGUCCUCUGUGAGGUGUGAAAAGUUGCACAGGACUGAUCUACUGUGAAGUGCAGCCACAGGUACUCUUUUCCAAAGCCAAGACUGGAGCGAAAAAGGAAAAUAAAUUCAAACUGUCACAUUAAACUGAUAUAUUGAAUAAAAUGUUAUACAUUUGAAUUCAACUAUGGUCAGAGGGUGCCCUGUUCACAAAAAUCUGUAUUUUGAUAUUCACAAAAGUAGUGUUUUUACAGGUUGUGUGUCCACUACCCAGCUGAUAUGUUAGCAGUCGUAGGGAAUACAUCAAAUUAAGUUGUAUUUCUCUGUGAGUUUUUUUGCAGGGAAAAACAUAUUUGAUGUGAAAAGGCUUUAAGGUUUAUGCCUUCUUUGAAACGUAGAGUGAAACUGUAUGUGUCUUUGUAGAUGUACGUGCGUGCACUUAGGUUUGAUUGAGUGGAUGUGUGUAAGAGAGGGACUGAAGAUGUAGUUACAGGGUAGAAUAAUGAAGGAUUGUGAAAUUAUUGUAUAUAUGGUCAUGUUCUGUAUUGUCACGUCUGAGUCUGUCUCAGUUUCCGGAGCUCAGACCUGCACUAGUGAACAUAAUGUACUGUAAAUAAUAUCAGAUUUAUUAGUUGGAAAUACUUGAAUAAAUGGUUUACUGAGCUGAA